Messenger RNA from Mytilus californianus (California mussel), 523 nucleotides. RefSeq lists its product as uncharacterized. The transcript has 4 exons. Bases 12 to 491 code for a protein of 159 amino acids. Lineage: Eukaryota; Metazoa; Mollusca; Bivalvia; Mytilida; Mytilidae. The record is from RefSeq and is a predicted model, not a curated record.
CUCUGUUCAGUAUGUUUGCUAAUUCGAUUUAUGUUGUGGCUAUAUGGGGAAUAGUGUUGGUGUAUAGCAGUCAUGCAGAUGAAUGCAGUUAUCCAUAUCGAAGAAUUGGCAAGAGCUGUUACCUUAUAAAUACACAAAAAGUGACAGCAGAUACUGCCUUUGCGAUAUGCUUCAGACAUGGUGCAUACAUGGCCAAUUUUGAGACUUUAGAAGAAUUGAUGUUAAUGAAAUAUGAAUUGAAGAAGAUGAAUACUGGUCACCAUUUCUACAUUGGUGGACGUAACGUUAACAGAUAUAUGUCUGGCGGCGAUUGGAGAUGGAUUAAGCAUGGAAAGAUGACCAAAAUGGCAUACUUUGCUUUCGAUUCUUCAGAACCAAAUGGAUCGUUUUCUGCACCAGAAGAUUGUUUACUUUUCCAUGGUGGUCGUGGUUAUGUAUUCCAUAAUUCCUGCUGCGACUGUUACGCUGCAGGUUUUAUCUGCGAAAAAUAAUUUUACUUACUCCAAUAAAUGAAUGUCACGUG